Prunus armeniaca (apricot) is the source of this 351-nucleotide messenger RNA. Lineage: Eukaryota; Viridiplantae; Streptophyta; Magnoliopsida; Rosales; Rosaceae. The record is from the annotation of a GenBank genome assembly.
AUGCGCUUGCCAGACUCUGAUGUGGGCCAGAUCCCAACUGUCAUUUUCGGCACUGUCAAUGGUGUAAUUGGAGUCAUUGCCUCACUUCCCCAAGAGCAGUAUGUGUUUUUGGAGAAGCUCCAGUCAAACUUGAGGAAGGUGAUAAAGGGUGUUGGAGGGUUAAGCCAUGAGCAGUGGAGGUCAUUCAACAAUGAGAAGAAGACUGUAGACGCCAAAAAUUUCUUGGAUGGCGAUCUAAUCGAAUCGUUCCUUGAUCUCAGCCGUAGCAAGAUGGAUGAAAUUUCAAAACAAAUGCGCGUUUCAGUGGAGGAGCUCUGCAAAAGAGUAGAAGAAUUGACAAGGCUGCAUUGA